CUGAGAAGGGCCUUACACAAGGCCCCAAAAGCACUGGCGCUGUGCAUGUCCAAGCUGUGGGGCUGCCUGGAAAAUCAGCAGCUGCAGACAUGGAAGCUGGCUGCUCGCCAGGGACUCCAGAAGAGCGCAGACAGCCAGAUCAGACUACAGCAGAAGAGCAAAUGGGAGUGGGGAGAGGCGGUGCAGAGGGGGAAUGCGCGGCAGCUUCCCGGGCGGAGGAAGCUGCCGCGGAAGCUUCGCCGGCAGCUGCCGCGGCGGGCUCGGGCGCCCCAUGCGGGGCGUCCCUGAGACAGCGUGCAUGUCAGGAACGGACCGGUGAUGCAAGCGCGUCUGCAACGCAAAGUGGUCAACCGGUGGGUUGUGAUCAUCGAGCGGAGUGCUGCGGGCCCGGGCAAGGGCAGCGGCAUGAGUCGCGGGGCGUGCCAUGUCCUGCUUCAAGCAGCGGUCCUGGCUGCCCGAGAGAACCUGCCGGGCAGCAGACGUCUGCCCGGCAAGGGUGUUUGCAUCAUCAAGGGGUGCGAAGCUCCGCCACGAGCGAGGGUGAUCAAGGGUUGAUCAGAGUGGGCCAAGGGGGAUGCGCGCGAAUAGGCAGCAGGAGCAGCUUCAUGGUGUGUUCUGAGGGGAGUUCAAUAUCCCUGGGCAGGCCGCAACGCAGCAGAUCUUCUGUCAUCUUUGCAGGAGCGGAGAGUGGGGGCGGCGCG
This is a messenger RNA of Coccomyxa subellipsoidea C-169, 701 nucleotides long. RefSeq lists its product as hypothetical. The transcript has a single exon. Lineage: Eukaryota; Viridiplantae; Chlorophyta; Trebouxiophyceae; Coccomyxaceae. The coding region runs from base 46 to 288 and encodes 80 amino acids. The record is from RefSeq and is a predicted model, not a curated record.